This is a messenger RNA of Cydia strobilella, 325 nucleotides long. Its product is annotated as circumsporozoite protein-like. The transcript has 3 exons. Bases 20 to 268 code for a protein of 82 amino acids. Lineage: Eukaryota; Metazoa; Arthropoda; Insecta; Lepidoptera; Tortricidae. The record is from RefSeq and is a predicted model, not a curated record.
UUUUCUUUAGACGGUGAAAAUGAAGACAAUUGUUUUAUUAUUUCUGCUCGUCGCGCUCGCAGCUGCGAGCCGAAAUAAACACAAGACGAAAGCGAGCGACAAUGAUGGCCCAGAGAGUUCAACCGAUUGGCCGAGACCGGACAGUAUCGGAGACUUUAAUGCCCCGCCUGAGUACGGCGGACCUCCUCCUGCUGACGGGGAUGAGCCUGCACCUCCAGCUGGCAAUGAUCCACCAAGACGGCGCCCCAGAUCUGGCCGUCGCCACUAGACCCGAAAAGCCUGUAUAAAUACGGAUAUCGUAUAAUUAAAGUAAAUAGUGCCUAAA